UGUGAGUAAAUCUUUCAGAUCUUUGUUUAAUUAUUCAUUUCGGGGCAUUCUACAUGUUAUUUUAAUAAGACAGCCACGUUACUGCCCCCAGCCGUCUUCAUCCUUAAAUACUGCAAAGAACUUGGUUUCCCGCCUUAAUCCUAGAAUUUUUCUCCUCUUGCAUUUUACACUGACUUAUAAUAUGAACCUUAUUAGACGUAUUUAUACAUUCAUUCUACAAUGUACCUACCUUGUACGAAAAACGAUGUCUUUUUGUCUAGAGUCAGGUGAAUUUUUCUACCGUAUCUUGAUAAUUUGUAGUCUGUAGCAAGAAUCCCACAAAGUUAAACUGCACACUAAGCUUCCCUCGGCAGUAUUGGCAUGGGUGGGGAAUCCGCGGGAACUAUCAGUUACAUUCUUCCUUUCUUGCGCGCGCCGCACGGUUCUGGUCAGUUGACAUUCAGCGGGAUAAUUCGGCGGGCAUCGAUACGAGUUGUUUCACGUUAAAUAUUUUUCAAUCAAAAUGAAUCAAUUUCGGUCAACUUUUUUGCAAGAAGACGUCUAUUUCAGUGAUCAUGAAACUGACGAAGAUCAAGAGAUUGAGGAAGAUCGUCAGAGUACCUCGUCACCAACUGUAAGUACUAGUGCUGCCAAUAGGAGAUCUGGUCAAAAACGGAAUCACGAAGAAACAGAUAUGGACAGCCCUUCCGACAGAAAAUCACUGAGGGGCAUGAUAGAAAUUGUCUUCAAGCAGCAGGAGGAGAUCUUAAAACGAUUGAAGACCAUUGAAACCAAGGAGGAGGAAAGAAGAGGGGGAGGAGAGGAGAAAGUGGUUGUUCCACCCAACGUUCGGAUGGCCGUUAGAGAUGGUUAUGGCGAUGGAUUGAAACGUGGUCUCAAGUGGACGUUUGACCAACAGAAGCCGCACGAUGCAGAAAACCACCCUAUGACCGAACACAUUAUAACGUUUGUCAGGGGAUGGGCUGGGAAUGCUGAAGCAAGUGAGGAGGUAGUGAAAUGUGCCAUUAAAAGAUACUUUAUCACAAAGAAGCAGGAAGAUGGUCUAAAGAAACAGAAUCAACUAGAGGUGCAGAGGCAGAAGAGGGUUAAAUAUGAGAGGAAGAAGGAGAAAGCCAAAAGAAGGAUGAAGGCGCUGCAGAUCCUGUCGGCCCAAGGGUGGCAGUCUGAGGUGCGGCGCGCACAAAUCAGGAGCGCCAUUGAGAUAAAGUAUACGUCCAGCGAUGAAGAGUGUGAUGACGGAUUCAUCACACACCCCCCAUCCUGGCAAAGUGACAAGUUUGCGCAGGUUAAGCGUGCUUUAGACAGGUGUUUUGUUGAUAACUGUUCGCACAAGAGCAGAAGGCUACUGCAAAAUAGGAAGAUAGGAGCAGUCCACGUCAAAUCUGCCCCUAAUUGUCCAGAGGAUGUCUCUUGGAUUGUGAAGAAAGAUUAA
Lingula anatina is the source of this 1432-nucleotide messenger RNA. RefSeq lists its product as uncharacterized. The record is from RefSeq and is a predicted model, not a curated record. Lineage: Eukaryota; Metazoa; Brachiopoda; Lingulata; Lingulida; Lingulidae.